AUGUCCGUCCGGGUCAUCAUCUACGCCUACCGCAAACCGGGCCUCGACCUCCAAACCUUCAAGGAGCGCUACGAAGCCCACAUUGGGCUAGUUAAGCGUCUCUCCGGCGACGACUUCCCCCUCUCCCACAAGCGUAUGUACGUUGCGCGCACUACAAUUGAGCAACCUCAAGCCGGGGAGGGCAACAGCAACAACUCGAAUCGCAAUGCCCUCACGCCUGCCACCGUUCUCGUCGGCCAGCAGACAGAUUUCGACUUUGAUGCCUACGCAGAACUCACUUUCGCGGACCAGGCUGCCUUCCAGACGUUUUCCGCUAAGGUAAUGGCCCCUGAAGCGGCAGCGCAGAUUGCGGCGGAUGAGGAAGGAUUUUUGGACCGGAAUGAGGCGGGGUGUCGCUAG
This is a messenger RNA of Aspergillus tubingensis, 399 nucleotides long. RefSeq names its product EthD domain-containing protein. Lineage: Eukaryota; Fungi; Ascomycota; Eurotiomycetes; Eurotiales; Aspergillaceae. The transcript has 2 exons. The coding region runs from base 1 to 399 and encodes 132 amino acids. Gene Ontology annotation, molecular function: oxidoreductase activity. The record is from RefSeq and is a predicted model, not a curated record.